Molecule: messenger RNA, 888 nt
Organism: Ilex paraguariensis (yerba mate)
Lineage: Eukaryota; Viridiplantae; Streptophyta; Magnoliopsida; Aquifoliales; Aquifoliaceae
Source: the annotation of a GenBank genome assembly
AUGCACUGUUUUGAGGGUCCAGAGUGGCUUCAUCUGAAAAGAGGUAGAGAAUCGUUUGCUAGAGGUCCAGUGGUUAAAGUUGAUCCACAAGGAAGGUGUGCUGGGGUUCAUGUUUAUGGCCUCCAGAUGAUAAUACUUAAGGCUGCUGAGGCUGGUUCUAGCUUGGUUGGUGAAGACAAAGCCUUUAGUGCUGGACCCACCAUGUCUUCUCGUAUCGAGUCAUCAUACAUCAUCAAUUUACGGGAUCUGGAUAUGAAGCAUGUAAAGGAUUUUAUUUUCGUGAAUGGUUAUAUUGAGCCGGUGAUGGCUAUCCUGCACGAACGAGAGGUUACUUGGGCUGGGCGUGUCUUGUGGAAACAUCAUACGUGUAUGAUUUCAGCACUUAGUAUCAGCACAACAUUGAAGCAACAUCCACUCAUAUGGUUAGCCUCUAAUCUUCCACAUGAUGCAUACAAGCUUCUUGCAGUGCCAUCUCCAAUUGGUGGAGUUCUUGUAGUUAGUGCAAAUACUAUUCAUUAUCCUAGCCAGGAAAUGUCCAGAUCAAGUUUCAAUGUGGAGCUGGACUCUGCCAAUGCAACUUGGUUAACAAAUGAUGUGGCCAAGUUGUCAGCAAAAGCAGGGGAACUGCUUCUGUUGACACUUGCUAAUGAUAGGAGGGUUGUGCAGAGACUUGACCUUUCCAAGUCUCGAGCAUCAGUACUUACAUCGGGAAUUACAACCAUUGGGAACUGGUUAUCCUUUUUUGGUAGUCGGUUGGGAGAUAGCUUGCUUGUGCAAUUUAGCUAUGGAGUAGGAGCAUCAAUGUUGCCUCCUGGUGUGAAGGAGGAGGUUGGGGAUAUUGAGGGAGAUGUCCCUUUGGCAAAAGCUGUUACGAAGGUCCUCUUCUGA